ACACCGGCCUUUCCUGCGAGGGGAGAGGGGCUGAGCAGCCGGGCAGACGGUGCCUUCCUCCUCCUGCUCCUCUUCCUCCUCCUCCACCUCCUUCCUCUCGGCGCAAGCUGCCCCUUCGCCGGCUUCAAUGAAACUGGCAGCGAUGAUCAAGAAGAUGUGUCCCAGCGAGGCCGAGCUGAGCAUCCCCGCCAAGAACUGCUACCGCAUGGUCAUCCUGGGCUCCUCCAAGGUGGGCAAGACGGCCAUCGUCUCGCGCUUCCUCACCGGCCGCUUCGAGGAGCAAUACACCCCCACCAUCGAGGACUUCCACCGCAAGUUCUACAGCAUCCGCGGUGAGGUCUACCAGCUCGACAUCCUGGACACGUCGGGCAACCACCCCUUCCCAGCCAUGCGUCGCCUCUCCAUCCUCACAGGAGACGUGUUCAUCCUCGUCUUCAGCCUGGACAACCGGGACUCCUUCGAGGAGGUGCAGCGCCUGAAGCAGCAAAUCCUGGAGACCAAGUCGUGCCUGAAGAACAAAACCAAGGAGAACAUAGAGGUGCCCCUGGUCAUCUGCGGCAACAAGGGUGACCGGGACUUUUACCGGGAGGUGCAACCCCGGGAGAUCGAGCAGCUGGUAGGAGGGGACCCCAAAAAAUGUGCCUACUUCGAGAUCUCGGCCAAGAAGAACAGCAGCCUGGACCAGAUGUUCCAGGCUCUCUUCGCCAUGGCCAAGCUGCCCAGCGAGAUGAGCCCUGACCUGCACCGCAAGGUCUCGGUCCAGUACUGCGACAUCCUGCAUAAGAAGGCUCUGAAAGGCAAAAAGCUGCUGAAAGAAGGGGGUCGGGGCAGCACGGAGGAGGCGUACGGCAUCGUGGCCCCCUUCGCCCGGCGACCCAGCGUCCACAGCGACCUCAUGUACAUCCGGGAGAAAGCCAUCGGUGGUGGGCACAGCAAGGAGAAGGACCGCUGCGUGAUCAGCUAGGAGCCCCCGCUCGCCCCCAUCAUGGGAAGGAAGGAAGGAAGGAAGGAGGGAAGGGAGGGGGGAAAGAUGCUCGUUUCCAAACUGACUUUGGGCAGGCAGGAGGGUGGGCAGGCGCACACCCGGGCAGAGAGAGAAGAGAGGGUCGCCUCUUCCCCAGCCUCCCUCCUCCCGAGGCACCGUUUUCAUGGGCUCCCUCCCCCGGGGGUGCAUUUUGGGAGCGAGGGAUGCGAAGGGGGAGGCUCAGGAGAGGGGGGGGUGCCGCUGGGACCAGCCUCCUCUGGGCAGAGACAGGGAAAGGGUGAGCUGCUGGGCAGCCAGGUGAGCGUGGAGGGCAGGGACCUUGGUGUUUCUUUCCCUCCCAAACCACCCAGCCUCAGGCACUGCCCUCAGAAGGGAGCCUGGGGCUUCGGGGGUGGUUUUUUGUUAGUUUGUUUUCGGUUUUUUUUUAACUUAAGAAGCUGUGCACGGACUCUGGCUCAGUGUCGUGUGUUCAUCUGUGUCGGCAAAACACGUGCAGAAGACACUCCUAAGCUGUUGCAAAGACAUUGCAGAGUUACAGCCCCGAUGGACCAAAAAAAACCUGACUCUUGUUUACAUUUGUCUUGUCUGAUUUGCAAGAUUUGGGGAGGGUGGGGGGAAAUGGGAAGGGUUUUUUAAAUAAGAAAAUAAUAGGCACUUUAUGUAGGUAUUAGUUGUCAUUGAUAUGAACAAAAAAAAUCUUCAAGUGUUUCUACCGUGGGUGAAACUUGAUGUUUUAUUUUUUCUACAAAUUAAUAAAAUCUUUUUAAAAAUCA
This is a messenger RNA of Calidris pugnax (ruff), 1758 nucleotides long. It is a transcript of the gene RASD1, whose product is annotated as RAS, dexamethasone-induced 1. The record is from RefSeq and is a predicted model, not a curated record. Gene Ontology annotation, molecular function: GTPase activity; GTP binding. The coding region runs from base 128 to 964 and encodes 278 amino acids. Lineage: Eukaryota; Metazoa; Chordata; Aves; Charadriiformes; Scolopacidae. The transcript has 2 exons.